AUGAGUUUUCACGACGAUGAUCAUCAUGAUGAUGAUGAUAUUGAUGAUGAUGAGGAUGAUGAUGAUCAUGAUGAUGAUGAUGAUGAUGAUUCCGAUGAUGACGAUGAUGAUGAUGAUGAUAAUGAUGAUGACGAUGACGAUGAUGAUGAUAAUGAUGGCGAUAAUUAUGUUGAUGAUUCGGAUGAUGAUGACGAUUCGGAUGAUGAUGAUGAUGAUGAUGAUGAUGAUGAAGAUGAUGAUGAUGAUUCGGAAGAUUUGGAUGAUGAGGAUGAUGAUGAUUCGGAUGGUGAUGAUGAUGAUGAUGACGAUGAUGAUGAUGAAGAUGAUGAUGAUGAUGAUUCGGAUGAUGAUGGUGAUUCGGAUGAUGAUGAUGAAAAUGAUGAUGAUGAUUACGAUGAUGACGAUGAUGAUGAUGAUGAUGAUGAUGAUGAUGAUGGUGAUGAUGGUGAUGAUGAUGAUGAUGAUGGUGAUGAUGAUGUUGAUGAUGAUGAUGACGUUGACGACGGCGAUGAUGAUGCUGAUGAUGGUGAUUCGGAUUAUGAUGCUGAUGGCCAUGAUGAUGAUGAUGAUAAUGAUAAUGAUGAUGAGGAUGAUGAUGAGGAUGAGGCUGAUGAUGAUGAUGAUGAUUUGCAUGAUGCUGAUGACGAUGACGAUGAUUCGUAUGAUGAUGAUGAUGAUGAUGAUGAUGAUGAUGAUGAUGAUGAUCAUGACGAUGUUGAUGAUGAUGAUGAUUAUGAUGAUGAUUAUGAUUUGGAUGACGAUUUUGAUGGUGAUUCUGAUUGUGAUGAUGAUAAUGAUGGUGAUAAUUAUGUUGAUGAUUCGGAUGAUGAUGAUGAUUCGGAUGAUGAUGAUGAUGAUGAUGAUGAUGAUGAGGAUGAUGAUGAUUCGGAAGAUUUGAAUGAUGAGCAUGAUGAUGAUUCGGAUGGUGAUGAUGAUGAUGAUGACGAUGAUGAUGAUGGUGAUGAUGAUUUUGAUGAUGAUGAUGAUGUUGACGACGGAGAUGAUGAUGCUGAUGUAGGUGAGUCGGAUUAUGAUGAUGAUGGCGAUGAUGAUGAUGAUGACGAUGAUGAUGAUGAUGUUUCGGAUGAUGAUGGUGAUUCGGAUGAUGAUGAUGAAAAUGAUGAUGAUGACUACGACGAUGAUGAUGAUGAUGAUGAUGAUGAUGAUGAUGAUGAUGGUGAUGAUGAUGAUGAUGGUGAUUCGGAUUAUGAUGCUGAUGGCGAUGAUGAUGAUGAUGACGAUGAUGAUGAUGAUGAUGUUGAUGUUUCGGAUGAACCGGAUGACGGUAAUUACGAUGAUGUUGAUGAUGAUCAUGUUGAUGUUGUUGAUGAUGAUCACGAUGAUUCGGAUGACGAUGAUGUUUCGGACGAAUCCGAUGAUGAUCAUGAUGAUGAUGAUGAUGAUGAUGCAGAUGGUGAUGAUCCGGAUGAUGAGGAUGAAGAUGAUGAUGAUGAUGAUGGUGAUGAUAAAGAUGUUGAUGAUGAUGGUCAUUCGGAUGGUGAUGACAAUGAUGAUGAUGCUGAUGACGAUGAUGAUGAUUCGGAUAAUCAUGAUAAUGAUGAAGAUUCGGAUGAUGAUGAUGAUGAUGAUGAUGAAGAUGAUUCGGAUGAUUCGGAUGACGAUGAUGGUAAUUCUGAUGAUGAUCAUGAAGAUGAUGAUGUUGAUGAUGUUGAUGAUGAUGAUGGUGAUGAUGAUGAUGAUGAUGCUGAUGAUGAUGAUGAUGAUGAUGUUGAUGAUAAAGAUGUUGAUGAUGAUGGUGAUUCGGAUGGUUAUGACAAUGAUGAUCAUGAUGCUGAUGAUGACGAUGAUGAUUCGGAUAAUGAUGAUGAUGAAGAUUCGGAUGAUGGUGAUGAUGAUGAUGAAGAUGAUUCGGAUGAUGAUGAUGACGAUGAUGGUAAUUCUGAUGAUGAUCAUGAAGAUGAUGAUGUUGANNAUGAUGAUGAUGAUGAUGAUGAUGAUGAUGAUGAUGAUGAUGAUGAUGAUGAUGAUUAUGAUGAUGAUGAUGAUGAAGAUGAUUCGGAUGGUGAUGAUGAUGAUGAUGUUGAUGAUAAACAUGUUGAUGAUGAUGAUGAUUCGGAUGAUUCUCAUGAUCAAUCUGAUGAUGAUGAUGAUGAUGAUGAUGAUGAUGAUGAUGAUGAUGAUUGGGACGAUUCGGUUGAUGAUGAUGAGGAUUCGGAUGAUUCUCAUGAUCAUUCUGUUGAUGAUGAUGUUGACGAUGAUGCUGAUGAUGAUGAUGAUCAUGAUGAUGAUGAUGAUGAUAAUGAUGUUGACGAUGACCAUGAUUCGGAAGAUGAUGACGAUGACGACGGCGAUUCGGAUGGCGAUGAUGUUGAUGAUGAUUAUUCGGAUGAUGAUCUUGAAGAUGGUGAUGAUUGGAAUGAUUCGAAUGAUGAUGAAGAUGAUGAUGAUGAUGAUAAUGAUGUCAUUGAUUCGGAUGAUGAUGAUGAUGAUCCGGAUGAUGAUGAUGAUGAUGAUGAUGAUAAUUCGGAUGAUGUUAUUGAUGAUGAUGAUGACCAUGAUUAUGAUGAUGAUGCUGACGAUGAUGAUGAUUACGAAAUUGAUAUUAUUCGGAUCAUGAUGAUGAUUCUGAUGAUGAUGAUGAUGAUGAUGAUGAUGAUGAUGAUGAUGCUGAUUUUGUAUGAUGAUGACGACGAUGAUGAUGCUGACGAUGACCAUGAUUCGGAUGAUGAUGACGAUGACGACGUCGAUUCGGAUGGCGAUGAUGUUGAUGAUGGUGAUGAUGACGACGAUGAUUCGUUUGAAUAUGAUGGUUGUGAUUAUUCGGAUGAUGAUCUUCAAGAUGGUGAUGAUUGGAAUGAUUCGAAUGAUGAUGAAGAUGAUGAUGAUGAUGAUAAUGAAGUCAUUGAUUCGGAUGAUGAUGAUGAUGAUCCGGAUGAUGAUGAUGAUUAUGAUGAUGAUGAUAAAGAUGAUGAUGUUGAUAAUGAUGGUGAUUCGAAUGUUGAUGAAGAUGAUGAUGAUAAUGAUAAUGAUGAUGAUGUUGAUGAUUCGGAUGAUUACGAUGAUGAUGAUUAUGAUGAUGACGACUCGGAUGAUUCUGAUGAUGAUGUGGAUGAUGAUGACGAUGAUGAUGAUGAUGAUGACGAUGAUGAUUCGGAUGAUGAUGAUGAUGGUGAUGAUGAAGAUGAUGUGGAUGACGAUGAUUAUGAUGAUGAAGACGAUGAUGACCCGGUUGAUUUUGUUGAAGAUGAUUAUGAUGAUGAUCAUGAUGAUGCUGAUGAUGUUGAUGAUGUUGAUGAUUCGGUUGAUUCUGAUGAUGAUGAUAAUAAUGAUGAUGAUGAUGACGUUGAACAUGAUGAUCAUGAUCAUGAUGAUGAUGAUUAUGUUCAUGAUGAUCAUGUUUCUGAUGAUGAUGAUGAUGAUGAUGAUGAUGACGAUGAUGAUGAUGAUGAUGAUGAUGAUGAUGAC
Echinostoma caproni is the source of this 3426-nucleotide messenger RNA. NCBI's taxonomy places the organism in Eukaryota, Metazoa, Platyhelminthes, Trematoda, Plagiorchiida, Echinostomatidae. The record is from the annotation of a GenBank genome assembly.